Sciurus carolinensis (gray squirrel) is the source of this 4002-nucleotide messenger RNA. RefSeq names its product zinc finger protein 660. Lineage: Eukaryota; Metazoa; Chordata; Mammalia; Rodentia; Sciuridae. Gene Ontology annotation, molecular function: RNA polymerase II cis-regulatory region sequence-specific DNA binding; DNA-binding transcription repressor activity, RNA polymerase II-specific. The transcript has 7 exons. The coding region runs from base 282 to 3362 and encodes 1026 amino acids. The record is from RefSeq and is a predicted model, not a curated record. Gene Ontology annotation, biological process: regulation of immune system process; negative regulation of transcription by RNA polymerase II; central nervous system development. Gene Ontology annotation, cellular component: nucleus.
GGGAGUCUCGGCCGACGGUGUCCACAGCCCCGAUCUGCCGCAACCGGAGCCUGGGGCGGCGUGGUCCCUGUGGCGCUCCGGAGGCGCCUCUUUGUCCGAGUGCUCUGACCAGACAGCCGUAUCUGGCUUGGAACCGGCACAGCGAUGAGCCGGGCAGACGUGGCCAGGUGACACUCCACCUCCUUCCCCAACCCUGAAAAAUAGCUCCUGACAUCUGAACUGUGGACUAUUAUUUUAAUUGGACCACUUGCAACUGGAACAAGUUUCGCUUUGGAAUCAUAAUGACCACAGAAGGCAGGGGAACUUUAGGUCUCAUCCCCAGGAACUCUGUUUUCCAGAAGCAGGAGGGGCACCUGACUGUGAAGCAGGAGCCAGGGAACCAGACCAGGGGACAGAGCUGCAGUCUCCCAAAGAACCACCCUCCUGUCUGUGAAAUCUUUCGACUGCACUUUAGGCAGUUGUGUUACCAUGAGAUGUCUGGGCCUCAGGAGGCACUAAGCAGGCUCAGGGAGCUCUGUCGCUGGUGGCUGAUGCCAGAGGUCCACACCAAGGAGCAGAUCCUGGAGCUACUGGUGCUGGAACAGUUCUUGAGCAUCCUGCCUGUGGAACUCCAAACCUGGGUGCAGCUCCAUCACCCUGAAAGUGGUGAGGAGGCUGUGGCUGUGGUGGAGGAUUUCCAGAGACACCUCAGUGUACCAGAAGAGGUUUCAGCCCCAGCACAGGAACAGGAAGUACAUAUGGAGGAGACAACAGAGGAAUCUCCUACCUCACCUCUCAAUGGGGGUUCAGCCCCUGGAGCCCACCUGGAGCCUCCUCAUGACCCAGGGGCACACCACCUCCCCAAUGGGCAUUUCGCUCAACUUGGAUCUGUAAUUCCAGCUCUUUCUUUAGUGGGGAACUCAGGACAUCAAGCAGUGGCCACUGUGCUUCAAAGGGUCAAGGCCCAGGAGACUGCAAUACAUGAGGACCUGUCUGUGGACUGUACAAGGAAGUGGAAAGGCCCUGCCGUCAAUCAGAGAGCCCUGUACCACAACACAAUGCUGGAAAAUUACAACAGCAUGAACUCAUUGGGCGAGAACAGGAUGGAGAGUUCUGAAUUCACUGUAAAGCAGGCCAUUGCUAAAGAAUCAGUGUCAUCUGAUAGGUCACCAAGGGGACAUUUUGGGUUGGCUUCUGUAGGUCCAGAAACUAGAGAAGUCUGUGAAGACACUUUGAGGAAACUGGAAGGGCAGCCCUCAGAUGAAGAGGGGAACAGACUGGAAAUCAGUUUCUUGGAAAUAACAGAUGAGGAUAAGAAAAACUCCACGAAAGACAGAUGUGAGACUUAUAAGGAAGUAGGGGGGCAUCCAAAUCUGUCCCCCAGUUCUGAUGAACAUCACGGAGUCCCAAAGGGACAGAAAUUCUUUCAGUGUGAUGAAUGUGGCAAAGUGUUCUAUCGGAGUUCACACCUUAUUGGCCACCAGAGAAUCCACACUGGAGAGAAACCCUAUGAAUGUAAUGAGUGUGGUAAGACCUUCAGGCAGACCUCCCAGCUAAUUGUUCAUCUCAGGACCCACACUGGGGAAAAGCCCUAUGAAUGCAGUGAGUGUGGGAAGACCUAUCGGCACAGCUCCCAUCUCAUUCAACACCAGAGACUCCAUAAUGGGGAGAAACCCUACAAAUGUAAUGAAUGUGGAAAAGCUUUUACUCAGAGUUCUCAACUCAUUGAUCACCAGAGAACCCAUACUGGGGAGAAACCUUAUGAAUGCAAUGAGUGUGGAGAAGCAUUCAUUCGGAGCAAAAGUCUUAUCCGACAUCAGGUCCUUCACACUGGUAAGAAACCUUACAAGUGUAAUGAGUGUGGAAAAGCCUUCUGUUCCAACAGAAAUCUUACUGACCAUCAGAGGAUCCACACUGGAGAGAAGCCUUAUGAAUGUAAUGAAUGUGGCAAGGCCUUUAGUCGGAGUAAAUGUCUUAUUCGACACCAGAGCCUCCACACUGGGGAAAAACCAUACAAAUGUGGUGAAUGUGGGAAAGCCUUCAGUCAGAAUUCUCAACUCAUUGACCAUGAGCGAAUUCAUACUGGAGAAAAACCCUUUGAAUGUAGUGAGUGUGGUAAGGCUUUCAGUCUGAGUAAGUGCCUUAUUCGGCACCAGAGGCUUCACACAGGUGAAAAGCCCUAUAAAUGCAACGAGUGUGGAAAAUCCUUCAAUCAAAACUCUCACCUCAUUAUACACCAGAGAAUCCACACUGGUGAGAAGCCCUAUGAAUGUCACGAGUGUGGGAAGGUGUUCAGUUACAGUUCCAGCCUUAUGGUACAUCAGAGAACCCAUACUGGGGAAAAGCCGUACAAAUGCAAUGAUUGUGGGAAAGCCUUUAGUGACAGUUCACAGCUUAUUGUGCACCAGAGAGUUCACACCGGAGAGAAACCUUAUGAAUGUGUUGAGUGUGGGAAAGCUUUUAGUCAGCGUUCCACUUUUAAUCACCACCAGCGAACUCACACAGGAGAGAGACCCUCAGGUCUGCCUCGACAAUAUGUAUGUACAGAGUGUGGGAAAGCCUUUAGUCAGAGUGCCAACCUUACAGUGCAUGAGCGGAUUCACACAGGAGAGAAACCCUAUAAAUGUAAGGAGUGUGGGAAAGCCUUCAGUCAUAGCUCCAACCUUGUGGUUCAUCGGAGAAUCCACACUGGACUGAAGCCUUACACUUGUAGUGAAUGUGGGAAAUCUUUCAGUGGUAAGUCACACCUCAUUCGGCACCAGGGAAUCCACAGCGGGGAGAAAACCUAUGAAUGUAAGGAGUGUGGGAAAGCUUUUAGUCGGAGUUCAGGGCUUAUUUCACAUCACAGAGUUCACACUGGGGAGAAGCCCUACACUUGUAUUGAGUGUGGGAAAGCCUUUAGCCGCAGUUCAAACCUUACUCAACACCAGAGAAUGCACAAAGGAAAAAAAAUAUACAAGUGCAAGGAGUGUGGGAAAACGUGUGGUUCUAAUAUGAAGAUUAUGGACCAUCAGAGAAUUCACACAGGGGAGAAACCCUAUGAAUGUGAUGAGUGUGGAAAAGCUUUCAUCUUAAGGAAGACCCUUAAUGAACACCAGAGACUUCAUCGAAGAGAGAAACCUUACAAAUGUAAUGAGUGCGGGAAAGCAUUUACUUCUAAUCGAAACCUUAUUGAUCAUCAGAGAGUCCACACUGGAGAGAAACCAUAUAAAUGUAAUGAGUGUGGGAAAACCUUCAGGCAGACUUCUCAAGUUAUUCUACAUUUGAGAACCCACACUAAAGAGAAACCCUAUAAAUGUAGUGAGUGUGGGAGAGCCUAUCGUUACAGCUCACAGCUUAUUCAACAUCAGAGAAAACAUAAUGAAGAGAAAGAAACCUUGUAGAUAACAUUGUCAGUAAUAUAGCAAAAUGCUACUUUCUUUGAAAUAAUUUUCAGUAUUAAUUUUAAUUCUACUUGUAAGAAUCCAAAUGGAAAAUAAUAAUAGACAAAGGUUAACAAAAGGGAUAUUUAUGCCAGCAUCAGACAUAAAUGUACAAGAGAGAGACCUCGAUUUUCAGUAGGAUGGGGUUAAAAGAAUGAUGCUCUAUCUAUAUGAUGGUUCUGCAGCCACUGUAAACAUUUUUAAAGAAAAUGUGAUGUCAACUGUGCAUAGUGGCGCAUGCCUGUAAUCCCAGUGGCUUAGGAGGCUGAGGCAGGAGGAUCAUGAGUUCAAAGCCAGCCUCACUAAUUUAGCAAGACGCUAAACAGCUCAGUGAGACUCUGUCUCUAAAUACAAAAAAGGACUGAGGAUGUGGCUCAGUGAUUAAGUGCCCUGAGUUCAAUCCCCUGUACCAAAAAAAAAAAAAAAAAAAAAGAAAAGAAAAGAAAAUAAUGUCAUGGGGAAAUGAUUUGGACAAAAUGGAAGAUAAAACUGGGCAUGGUGGCAUGUGCCUAUAAUCCCAGUGACUUGGCAGGCUGAGGCAGGAGGAUCACAAGUUUGAGGCCAGCCUCAGCAACAAAGUGAGGCCCUAAGUGGCUUAGCG